This is a messenger RNA of Salvia splendens (bonfire salvia), 360 nucleotides long. Its product is annotated as high mobility group B protein 1. Bases 1 to 360 code for a protein of 119 amino acids. The record is from RefSeq and is a predicted model, not a curated record. The transcript is spliced from 5 exons. Lineage: Eukaryota; Viridiplantae; Streptophyta; Magnoliopsida; Lamiales; Lamiaceae.
AUGAUUCUUGGAUGGGAUGACUUCAGGAAAUCAUUCAAGGAAGCUAAUCCUGACUACAAGAAGGUUGCCACGGUUGCAAAGGAGGGUGGUGAGAAGUGGAAAGCGCUGAGUGAUGAUGUAAGUAAGAAUUUUAUUAGUGUCAGUUGUGGUGAACUAGUGAGAAGAAGGUAUAUACUGAUAGAGCUUAAAGCAGAGUAUCAAAAGGCAUCAGAGGCUGAAAAUGAGCAAGAUGAUAGUGAUUCAACUGAAAAUGAGGCCAAGGAUGAGUCAAAUGAUUCAUAUGAGAAAGAGAUUAAGGUGGAAAAAGAUGAUAUAACUGAGGAAGAUGUCAAAGAGGAAGAAAUAGAAGAUGAUGAAUAG